Paramuricea clavata is the source of this 1476-nucleotide messenger RNA. Lineage: Eukaryota; Metazoa; Cnidaria; Anthozoa; Malacalcyonacea; Plexauridae. The record is from the annotation of a GenBank genome assembly.
AUGAAGAUAACUUGUACCCUAUUGUCUCUUUGCUGUUGCAUCUUGUUUUUGUCAACUUCCGCAAAAGAUGAAACUGGACGAACCGCACUAAAAGGAGAUAGCGGGCUCGAGCGUAAGGGAGACAAGUUUCCAUUUUGUCCAAUAGACAAGAAAAGGUCAAAACAAAUCAAGGAAAUCACUGCUAUUUUGAAACAAAGUACAGCAUCUAAGGGAAAAGUUGGUGUAACUGAUUCCAGAAAAGGGUCUCGUUCAGUUCGUUCCACUUCUUCGUGUACUGUAAGUUGGAUAUUAAUGCAUAAUUUGUAUAAGUAAACAUCAGUUAACCUAACCUUUGUAGCCUGGACAUGUACUGCUCUGUCAUUCACAACUGUUUUCUCUAGAGCCAGCCAUAUAAUACGCCACUGCAUGUGUAUCAGAAAAUAUAGAUUGUUUGGGUACUUAUAAUGUCGAAUAAACAAAAUAUUUUCGUAAAGAUAAAUUUUCCAGAGCAGAGGGGGUGUCUUUUUUAGCGGCAUUAAAAAAUAGCGUGCGCGCGAAAUUUAAAAGCUUAAAAGGAUUUUUUUAGUUCAUGGGCGAGAAGUUUGUUAUGUGUUUUAUUAAUGGUCCAAAUAUCAGAAAAUCUGCUCAAUUUUAAGUCCUUUAAAUAGCUGUUGAAACUUUCAUUUUUUGGCACCAAUGCCUUUCAUGCAUCAUGCUUAAUUCCAUUCUCGUCCCCAGAGCCAUUUUCACUCGGUCACUCGUUGAAAAUUAGGCUCUGGGUUAGACGACUAAAGGCAGAGAUCUGAUUGGCUUCUCAGUGAACUGCUAUUUCGCAGAAGUUGAGCAGUUUUCGCUAGGAAAAAUUAUUCUAUCAACAUAUGUCAACGCAAAUACUUCGUUUCCUCGUAAUACUUCACUUUGAAAAUUGUUACGGGUGCUAAAGUGUCCCAAUUCAAGAGCAUGCGCUUUAGAAACCACUGCAAGUUUUCUUGCACUUCCGGUUCCGUAUGUCCCAGGGCUUAGGGAGGACGCGCGCGGCCGAGAGGCCCUGGGGACGAGGAUGGCUUAAUUCAAGCAUUUACCUAAUUUGCAUAUUGUUAUUUUACUUUUUAGUUUCCAUUCCCUCACUGCGGCAUUGCGUCACUAAGAAUUGACGCCGACGGAGUAAACACAAUACAUGGACCAAUGAGAGAUUGCUGUUCCGAUUGUCGUGGUGUCUUUGACCGGUGCGUGAGUGGCAUGGUGAGUGCUAACAAAUCAUGCCUUGAUUGUCUAGACACGUGGACAAGAUGUAUGAACAAUUGUACCCUGUUACACUUCUGCAAUCUCUCUGGGGGCACCACGGCACUGCGGCCUGGGGUGACGGGGGCAACAACAUCUGUACAUAAGCAAAAGGGAAGCAAAGGGCCUAAGAAGUCAAAUCUAUGCCCGACAAAGAAAGUGAAAAAUGGUGGAUCAUACUGUAUUAAGAGAUCUUGCUUCCCUAUCCGUGUGUAG